Molecule: messenger RNA, 677 nt
Organism: Neltuma alba
Lineage: Eukaryota; Viridiplantae; Streptophyta; Magnoliopsida; Fabales; Fabaceae
Exons: 3
Coding region: 94-486 (130 amino acids)
Source: RefSeq, a predicted model, not a curated record
UGGUAUUGCAGAAACGAAAGAUCAUUGAGGAGGUGACGCAGAUCAUCUGCAUCUGUAUGAAUCUCUGAAAAAAAAAAAUCAAAAAACAGGCAAAUGGGUGUCAGAGAAUUGGGAUUUUCUAUUAUCUUAUUCAUGCUUCUUCUUCAUUCUGUGUCCCCUUCUCGAGUUCAGAAGAGCUUGACUUCAGAAUUGAUGCAGAAAAGCAAGGUAGAAGAAGACAGACAUGUUUAUGGAGGAAGUAAGAUAGAAGGAGGAGGCAUUGGUCAUGGGGGUACAAGUGGUGGCAGAGUACCCAGCAAUGGUGAAAAUGGUAAUACACACGGAGGUGGUGCAGCAGUCAUCCCUGUUUAUGCAGCCGGUGCCGCCAACCAUCAUCACAACCACCGUGGAGCUGCCACCGGCAACCUUAAAAGACUCGGGUUUCCUACUUUGAUUAUGAUGGUCAUGGGGGUCUUUACUCUUGUACAGUUAUGUUUGUUCACAUAGAAAACGAAAGCUAUUGGCGAAAGUUAUUUGGUUUCUCAAACCUUUUUGGUUCUUCAGAGUUUUUUUUUUUUUUUUUACUCCAAAAUGUUUUACUGUGUCAAUGUACUUCAAUGUGGUGUGUCUGGUUUGGGAUGUAUCUGCUUAAUUUUAUUUUUUUUGGGAAUUAAAGGCAACGCAAAACGCCAAAAAAA